Molecule: messenger RNA, 891 nt
Organism: Sclerotinia trifoliorum
Lineage: Eukaryota; Fungi; Ascomycota; Leotiomycetes; Helotiales; Sclerotiniaceae
Source: the annotation of a GenBank genome assembly
UCAGAGCAAAGCAUAGCAACAUAUCUUGCUUUUUCUACUUUUGCCUGAUUGCAUGAUGUUGUCAAGAGCGAUAUUUGGUUUUGUGACGGUUUCAACUCCUCCGUAGUUUGAAUGGAGAAACUUGUCCGAAAAGACUCUUCAUAUGGUGACGUUAUAAUUUCUGGGCGGUGUCAAUGGCAUGACUAAGAUUGGACAAAAUAUCAGAGUCUGCUUAUUGAAUAUAUUCAACCUCCACUACUAUUUUCAUGUAAAUACCAUGCAAAUGUAUGCCCAAUGUACACACAUCAAAUCUACUACCACCCUCCACAGUGUACACAACUCCCAUAAUGCAUCCAAAACUAAAAAGAACCCUCCUUCACGCCCCCUUCCCGCCCAUCCUAUAAGCAUCAACAAUCCUCUUUCCCACAGCCUCUCCGCUCCAAUAAGCUCCCGUCGUCGUCCCCAAGGCAAUAAAAGGCGCCGUAUGUUCCCCUGCAAACCAGAGUCCCCUCUCCGGCACACCCUCCCUCAAAAUUUUCACAUCCUCAUCCCCUUCCUUCAACCCCACCUGGAAGUUAGUAUAACUUCCAUUUCCCGCCAAGUCAUCAUUAACCCACGUAGUCGCCACACAACUGAGCGGUCUGCAUCCCUCAUCUUCCUCCUUAAAAUUUGGAAGAAGUGAAUAAUACGGUUUAAAAAACGUAAUCAAAAAUUCAUCCUUUUCAAUCUGUGUUUGCAGAGUAGAAAGGGUUUUGGCGAAAUGCAAGGAUUGUGCACCAUAGAUGUAGAGGAGGAGUGUAGGAUGUGCAUUUUCUGGCGUGAAGGAUGAUAAAGGUACGAUUUCUUGAUGCCAUUUGUCGGGGUUUGUGGUGGGGGCGUAGACGGGCGAGAGCCAUUGGGUGAAACCGUCGA